This is a messenger RNA of Malania oleifera, 2604 nucleotides long. RefSeq names its product cleavage and polyadenylation specificity factor subunit 2. The record is from RefSeq and is a predicted model, not a curated record. Lineage: Eukaryota; Viridiplantae; Streptophyta; Magnoliopsida; Santalales; Ximeniaceae. Bases 152 to 2374 code for a protein of 740 amino acids. The transcript has 18 exons. Gene Ontology annotation, biological process: mRNA 3'-end processing by stem-loop binding and cleavage. Gene Ontology annotation, cellular component: mRNA cleavage and polyadenylation specificity factor complex. Gene Ontology annotation, molecular function: RNA binding.
UUUUUUUUCCUUCCCUUUAUCUUUUUCUUCCUGUGCAAACUGACCCGCUGCUGUUAACCCCUAACCCCUACAGAUUCGCACUCCCAGACAGCGCGCGCGCAGAGAGAGAGAGAGAGAGAGAGAGAGAGGGAGAGGGAGAGAGAGAGAGAGAAUGGGAACUUCGGUUCAGGUGACACCGUUGUGCGGAGUAUACAGCGAAAACCCGCUAUCAUACCUCGUCUCCAUUGAUGGCUUCAACUUUCUUGUCGAUUGCGGAUGGAACGACCACUUCGAUCCCACUCUCCUCGAACCUCUUUCCAGGGUGGCUUCAACAGUAGAUGCUGUCUUGUUAUCACAUCCAGACACACUUCACCUUGGUGCUCUACCAUAUGCCAUGAAAAAACUUGGACUCUCUGCUCCCAUUUAUUCAACAGAACCUGUGUUCAGAUUAGGCCUCUUAACUUUGUAUGACCACUAUCUUUCUCGGAAGCAAGUUUCUGAGUUCGAUUUGUUUACACUGGAUGAUAUUGAUUCUGCUUUUCAAAAUGUGACUAGACUUACGUACUCUCAGAAUUAUCAUUUAUCUGGCAAAGGGGAAGGAAUUGUCAUUGCUCCUCAUGUUGCUGGGCAUCUUUUGGGUGGUACUGUCUGGAAGAUAACAAAAGAUGGGGAGGAUGUUAUAUAUGCUGUUGACUUUAACCAUCGCAAAGAAAGGCACUUGAAUGGAACUGUUUUAGAAUCUUUUGUUCGGCCUGCUGUGCUAAUAACAGAUGCCUAUAAUGCUUUAAAAAAUCAGCCUCCUAGACGUCAGAGGGACCAAGAAUUUUUAGAUGCCAUAUUGAAAACUCUUAAUGCGGAUGGAAAUGUAUUACUACCUGUCGAUACUGCUGGCCGAGUAUUGGAACUUAUUCUAAUAUUGGAACAGUACUGGGCACAGAAUCAUUUGUCCUAUCCCAUCUUCUUUCUCACGUAUGUUGCAUCAAGCACAGUUGAUUUUGUCAAGAGUUUCCUUGAGUGGAUGAGUGAUUCAAUAGCAAAGUCUUUUGAACACACCCGUGACAAUGCUUUUCUUUUGAAGCAUGUCACACUUUUAAUCAAUAAGGGUGAACUUGAGAAAGUUCCAGAUGGCCCAAAGAUUGUUCUGGCUUCCAUGGCGAGCUUAGAAGUGGGUUUCUCUCAUGAUAUAUUUGUUGAAUGGGCAACUGAUGUCAAGAAUCUUGUGCUUUUUACAGAAAGAGGCCAGUUUGCUACAUUAGCUCGAAUGCUUCAAGCAGAUCCACCUCCCAAAGCUGUUAAAGUCAUGAUGUCCAAGAGGGUUCCUUUGGUUGGGGAGGAGUUGGCCGCGUAUGAAGAAGAGCAAAACCGAAUAAAAAUGGAGGAAGCUCUAAAAGCUAGUCUUAGCAAAGAAGAAGAAUUGAAAGCAUCUCAUGGGUCUGAUAAUCAUUUGAGCGAUCCAAUGGUCAUUGAUGGUGGCAAUAUUCAUGCUUCAUCAGAUGUUGGUGGUCUCCAUUCUAGUGGGUAUCGAGACAUUUUCAUUGAUGGAUUUGCUCCGCCUUCAACUAGUGUUGCCCCAAUGUUUCCUUUUUAUGAGAACUCCUCUGAAUGGGAUGAUUUCGGUGAAGUAAUCAAUCCAGAUGAUUACAUACUCAAGGAAGAAGACGCGGACCAAGCAUCCAUGCUUGUUGGUGGGGAUCUCAAUGGAAAACUUGAUGAAGGCUCUGCUAGCUUGAUACUCAAUGCGGCACCAUCAAAAGUUGUAUCCACUGAAUUAACUGUACAAGUGAAGUGCUCGCUGGUUUACAUGGAUUUUGAAGGCCGUUCUGAUGGCCGCUCAAUCAAGUCAAUUCUUGCCCAUGUGGCACCCUUAAAGCUUGUUUUGGUACAUGGAUCAGCCGAGGCCACUGAGCAUUUGAAGCAACACUGCUUGAAACAUGUUUGCCCUCAUGUUUAUGCUCCACAAAUAAAAGAAACAAUCGACGUCACCUCUGAUAUGUGUGCCUACAAGGUGCAACUCUCAGAGAAGCUGAUGAGUAAUGUGCUCUUUAGGAAGCUUGGAGAUCAUGAAAUAGCUUGGGUUGAUGCUGAAGUUGGGAAGACGGAGAGUGGUAUGCUUAGUUUGCUUCCUAUGUCAACCCCUGCUCCACCACAUAAAACAGUAUUUGUUGGUGAUAUAAAGAUGGCAGAUUUUAAGCAGUUUCUAGCAAGCAAAGGUGUCCAGGUAGAAUUUGCUGGUGGAGCCUUGCGAUGUGGGGAGUAUGUGACGCUGCGUAAGGUUGGUGAUGCAAGCCAGAAGGGUGGUGGUGCUGGCAUUCAGCAAAUUGUUAUUGAAGGACCUUUAUCGGAGGAGUAUUAUAAGAUUCGGGAGUAUUUGUAUUCGCAGUUUUAUUUGCUUUGAUCGUAGCUGCUUGAUUGUGUCAUUUCCGAUUAUGAUCAAUUUUGCCCCUUUCUUUUCCAAGUUCUUGGCAAAAUUUAAAUCUCAUCCUGAAUGACCGAGAGGUAAAUCCUUGUGUACAUCGUAAAAUAUAAAAAUUAAAUUACAUUAUAUUACGUUAUGUUGUCAUUACAUGACAUAAUGUUAUUUAUUUUGUAUGUUGACAUGAUAAUGGCAAGCUUAUUUGAGUUGAA